AUGGUCGAAGAGUCACUUGCAGCACUGUCGGUGCUGGGACUGGUCCAGACAACAGGCCUGGUAAUCAGUUUUAUGCUCAUGGGAUAUAUAUCAUACAUGUCAUAUUUUCACCCCCUUUCCAAGUACCCAGGCCCAAAGAUAGCUUCUUUGACGAACGUUUGGAAGGCCUAUUAUGUUUACAAACUUGUUCUCCACGAAAAGCUAGUCGAACUCCACCAGCAGUAUGGCCCCGUCGUCCGAAUUGGCCCUAACCAUCUCCAUUUUUGGGAUGGCGAAGCCAUUACUCCGAUCUACAAGGGCGGCAGGAAGAUGGGAAAGACAGAGUUCUAUGAUGCCUUUACUGCAUUUAACCCCAAUCUCUUUGGGGGUAGGGAUGAAGAUAUCCAUGCCCUUCGUCGACGACAACUAUCCCACGGAUUCUCACAGGCAUCAGUCGAAAACUUCGAACCUCUCAUCAAUGGCCAUAUAGAGAUAUUGCUCGGCAAACUGAACGAAUUCGCAAAGACCGGAGAGGUCUUCGACCUCAAGUCCACCAUCUCGUGCUUUGUUCUUGAUAUCCUAGGUGAGGUCGCCUUCAGUCGACCUUUCAAUGCCCAACUCAGAGGAGAAGCAGAUGAAAUACACGCAAUAAACGACCACAUUCUCCUAUCAUGCGUAAUUGGUGAACUUCCCCUCCAGACACUAUCAAAGUUCCUAGCUCGAUGGUCGCCCGUCCCAUGGAUGCGAAGACUAUUGAAGAGCAGAAAUAAGCUCAAAGUAACGUGCUCGGAGUGUGUUAGAAACAAGAUCAACAAUGCAUCCGACCGUCGGGAUCUACUCGAAAGCCUCGUGACCGCAAAAGACGCUGAAACCGGCGCCAGUCUCACCGAGCAAGAAAUCAAUUCAGAGGCGUUUGCCAUGCUUGUAGCAGGCUCUCACUCGACCUCCGGUACAUUAACGUUACUUUUUUGGCACCUCAUCCAUAACCCAGAGAUAUGGGCUGCCGUCGCCGCCGAGGUAGCCAGUACUCUUCAACCACUACAAGAUGGAGACAUUUCCUAUCCCAUCAGAGGAUUGGAGGCUUCCUUGCCAUACACCAUGGCAUGCGUGAGGGAGAAUUUUCGCCUUAACCCAGUGUUUACCAUGCCCCUGUGGCGAAGUGUCAGUUCACCAGGAGGAGCGAGAAUUGGAGAAUUUGACGUACCUUGCGGUACCAAUGUCUGCAUCUCGAAUUAUGUCCUCCAUCACAAUCCAGAGAUUUGGGGUGAAGAUCAUGCUGUAUUUCGACCGGAUAGAUGGCUAGGAAAAGAAGAGCCUAACCGGAGUCGGUUCCUCAUUCCAUUCAGUAUUGGACAUCGCAUGUGCAUCGGUCGGAAUCUUGCCAUGACCAAUAUAUUGAAGACCCUUACUACUUUGAUCAGUCAGUUUGAGUUUCAUCCGAUCUCUCGGGAUGAGCAUGUCCGAGUCCGCAGCUCGGGAAUUGGAGAGAUGGAGGGAUCCUUUCAAUGUAAAGUUUUAGCAAAACGUUGA
Molecule: messenger RNA, 1509 nt
Organism: Penicillium concentricum
Lineage: Eukaryota; Fungi; Ascomycota; Eurotiomycetes; Eurotiales; Aspergillaceae
Product: Cytochrome P450 E-class group I
Exons: 4
Coding region: 1-1509 (502 amino acids)
Molecular function (GO): iron ion binding; oxidoreductase activity, acting on paired donors, with incorporation or reduction of molecular oxygen; monooxygenase activity
Source: RefSeq, a predicted model, not a curated record